Messenger RNA from Nyctereutes procyonoides (raccoon dog), 926 nucleotides. RefSeq names its product Rho GDP dissociation inhibitor gamma (gene ARHGDIG). The coding region runs from base 110 to 787 and encodes 225 amino acids. The transcript has 6 exons. Gene Ontology annotation, cellular component: cytoplasm; cytosol; membrane. Gene Ontology annotation, molecular function: protein binding; Rho GDP-dissociation inhibitor activity. Gene Ontology annotation, biological process: Rho protein signal transduction. The record is from RefSeq and is a predicted model, not a curated record. Lineage: Eukaryota; Metazoa; Chordata; Mammalia; Carnivora; Canidae.
CUCCCGGCCGGGAUGAGCUCACCGCAGUCGCGCCGGGGCUGAGCGCCGAGCCGGGCGGCGGCGGGGCGGGCGGCGGCUCCUCGGCGGCGGGGCCGGGCCGCGGGCCACCAUGCUGGGCCUGGACGCGUGCGAGCUGGGGGCGCAGCUGCUGGAGCUGCUCCGGCUGGCGCUGUGCGCCCGAGUCCUCCUGACGGACAAGGAGGGGAGACAGCUGCCCCCGGACGAGGCCCUGGAUGAGGCCGUGCCCGAGUACCGGGCCCCGGGGAGGAAGAGCCUGCAGGAGCUCCAGCAGCUGGACCCCGAGGACGAGAGCCUGGCCAAGUACAAGCAGGCGCUGCUGGGGCCGCUGCCCCCCGUCGUGGAUGAGAGCCUGCCCAACGUGCAGGUGACCCGGCUGACACUGAUGUCCGAGCAGGCUCCGGGGCCCAUCACCAUGGACCUCACGGGGGAGCUGGCUGCGCUCCAAGGCCAGGUGUUUGUCCUGAAGGAGGGAGUGGACUACAAAGUGAAGAUCACCUUCAAGGUCAACAGGGAGAUCGUCAGUGGCCUCAAGUGUGUGCACCACACCUACCGCCAGGGCCUGCGCGUGGACAAGGCCGUGUACAUGGUGGGCAGCUACGGCCCGCGCGCCCAGGAGUAUGAGUUUGUGACGCCGGUGGAGGAGGCACCCCGAGGAGCCCUGGUGCGGGGGGCCUACGUAGUCACGUCCUUCUUCACCGAUGACGACAGGACGGACCACCUGUCCUGGGAGUGGGGCCUCCACAUCUGCCAGGACUGGAAGAGCUGAAUGCCUCCACCCAGGGGGCCGUCCUCCCACGGGGUCCUGGCUCCCCCUCGCUCAGUGAUCCCCCCCACCGCCCCGUCCUGGGACGCCCCCCUCCCUGGGCUGCCCCUGUGCCCUGAACGGCCCUAUUAAAGUCGCCUUG